AAUCAAAAUGGUGACUACUGGACUAUGCUGUGCAAAUCUGAAGGAUGACAAGGCUCUGAUGAAGAUGGGCUUGGGACUGGUGCUGGUGGGUCACGUGAACUUCCUGCUGGGAGCUCUGGUGCACGGUGCUGUGCUCAGACACAUAAAUGUUCACACCCAAGCCCGUGCCAUGGAGUAUGCCAUUUCCAAUGUCAUUGCCCUCGUAGCAGGACUAUUGGCAGUUAUUGGGGGAAUAUCGGCCAUUGUCCUCUCUAAAAACAAGAAGAAUGAGCCUCUUAAAUGGGUGUUGUUUGUGGUCAGCCUACUGUCAGUUCUCCUGGGCUCUGCCUCAGCCAUUGGGGUCAGCAUCUCCAUGGUGAAGGCUUUUGUAAAUGAAGGCCGCAUUCUGCUCACCCACUGUAAGUUUGAGACAGACAUCGGUUUCUUCAGCAUCACCAACGAAUGCCCAUUUGAUCCUACUCGUGUUUAUGGUACUACUCUGAUUCUCUGGGCUCCACUCAUUCUGAUGUCUGUGGUUGAGGUGGUGUUCUCCGCCCGCUGUUUCCUUGCCUGCAUCUCCUUCCUUCGCCUCCCCUGUCCCUGGAGGAAUAGAAGGAGAAGAAGAAAGGUCCUUGUUAAUAAGAGGGUGCGUGUUGUGGAACCAGUAGAGCUGUCCCCACCACCCCCUGAAGAUCCUUCAGAAGAGGCAGAACCUGCAGAAUGCCACGAACUUCUGAAUCACGGUUCCCCCAGUAAGGAGGCCAGUGAUUGGCUCUGA
Messenger RNA from Chanos chanos (milkfish), 757 nucleotides. RefSeq names its product transmembrane protein 54a (gene tmem54a). The record is from RefSeq and is a predicted model, not a curated record. The coding region runs from base 8 to 757 and encodes 249 amino acids. Lineage: Eukaryota; Metazoa; Chordata; Actinopteri; Gonorynchiformes; Chanidae. The transcript is spliced from 6 exons.